CCUCAUGUCGAGUUUUCUGCGGUUGCCCUAUCUCAUGACCCUUUAGGUUAACGGCGUUUUCAUCAAACCUCUGGUUUUCGUGGACUUUCUUUUCAAGAUCAAAAGCCUUGUUUUUGCUUUUGGGUUAUAAACCAAAAAAAGUGACAAAAGAAAAAACACAUGGAAGCUUAGAAGAAGAAAGCUUUCAGAGUUUGUGAGGUUGUUGUUGGUUAGUUUGUUGUUUUCUAGCAAAUGCUGAGUCUCUUCUCUCUGAAUAAAAUAUUCUAGAGACUCGGCAGGGAUGAUGAUGGAGAAUAAGCGCAAUGUAUGCUCUCUUGAAGAUAACAGCAUUAAACGACACAAGUCUGAUCUCUCUUUCUCUUCCAAGGAGAGGAAGGAUAAGGUGGGAGAACGUAUCUCAGCUCUUCAACAGCUAGUUUCCCCUUAUGGAAAGACCGACACAGCAUCAGUUCUUCUAGAGGCAAUGCAAUACAUUCAGUUUCUUCAAGAACAAGUCAAGGUCUGCUCUGUUUCCUUCACGGUUUCGAAUCUGAACUGCAUUUGUCCAUCUUCUGAUCCAACAAUGAGUUUUUCUGUACAGGUUCUAAGCGCUCCAUAUCUUCAAACAACCCCAAUUACCACACACGAGGAGAAGCUGGGAGAGUACAGAUUGAGAAGCAGAGGGUUAUGUCUUGUCCCAAUGGAGUACACAGUAGGUGUUGCUCAAACCAAUGGUGCUGAUAUUUGGGCUCCUGUAAAGACUCCAGUCUAAUUCGCCCAUCUGAUGAUCUGUCUUUCUCAAGAUUAAAUGAAAGAUAAUAAAAAAAAAAAUGUUAGGGGUCUGAUGAUGAUGCCUAUGUAACACAUAUAUAAAUUGAUGUAAGACCCAUGAAGUUGUCUCAUAGUCAGUGAUGUCUUUUUCUGUUA
This is a messenger RNA of Brassica napus (rape), 906 nucleotides long. RefSeq names its product transcription factor bHLH153-like. Gene Ontology annotation, cellular component: nucleus. Lineage: Eukaryota; Viridiplantae; Streptophyta; Magnoliopsida; Brassicales; Brassicaceae. Gene Ontology annotation, biological process: regulation of transcription by RNA polymerase II. The coding region runs from base 281 to 751 and encodes 156 amino acids. Gene Ontology annotation, molecular function: DNA-binding transcription factor activity, RNA polymerase II-specific; RNA polymerase II cis-regulatory region sequence-specific DNA binding; protein dimerization activity. The record is from RefSeq and is a predicted model, not a curated record. The transcript is spliced from 5 exons.